This is a messenger RNA of Homarus americanus (American lobster), 1067 nucleotides long. It is a transcript of the gene Smug, whose product is annotated as single-strand selective monofunctional uracil DNA glycosylase-like. Bases 158 to 1039 code for a protein of 293 amino acids. Gene Ontology annotation, biological process: base-excision repair. Gene Ontology annotation, molecular function: single-strand selective uracil DNA N-glycosylase activity; oxidized pyrimidine nucleobase lesion DNA N-glycosylase activity. The record is from RefSeq and is a predicted model, not a curated record. NCBI's taxonomy places the organism in Eukaryota, Metazoa, Arthropoda, Malacostraca, Decapoda, Nephropidae. The transcript is spliced from 6 exons.
CUCCACCAUAAAGAAGUUACUGUCAGGUAAACCAAACAAACUAUUUCAACACCUUUAUAUCUCCAGCCACCACUACAUCACCCCCAUGGCCCAGGCAGUUAACUAUUGAUAGACUGAUGUUGUAAUAAGGGAACGUAGGGACUCUCGAACAAGCAGAAUGGGACCCAAACGUAAUAAGAAACUAAAAGUAAAUGACGAGAAGACAAAUGCUGAAGAUCAGUCUCACUCUGCCGAUGAGGAAAACAGCACAAACACUAGCGGUCCAAAAACUGUUCCAGGGAAUCCCAUUAACUGUGGGACACUUCCUGAACAGUUUCUGGACAUUGAGAAAGAUCAGUGUGAAGAACUCCUGAAAUUAGACUAUGGACCAGGGAUAUGUUACAUAUAUAAUCCUGUCGACUACGCUCAUGAAAUUCACUCAGAUUUUGUCACAAAGUUCUGCAAAGGACAAAAGAAAGUGCUUAUAUUGGGGAUGAACCCAGGACCAUGGGGGAUGGGGCAGACUGGGGUACCUUUUGGACAUGUUGCUUACGCCAAAGAUUGGUUGGGCGUCAAGGGUCGUGUUUCAAAGCCUGCAAAGGAACAUCCCAAGCGUCUUAUUACUGGACUUGAGUGUACAAGGAACGAGGUGAGCGGUGAUCGUAUGUGGGCAUUACUGAAGGAACUGAGUGGCACCCCUGAUGUGUUAUUUACCCACAUCUUCCUUCACAACUACUGUCCUCUCUUCUUUCUCAAGGAGUCUGCAAAAAAUGUUACACCUCCAGAACUGAAAGUAAAAGAACGGUCUAGCUUAGAAGCAAUCUGUGAUGCAGCAUUAGUGAGGACAGUUGAACUUCUUGGGGUUGAGCAUGUUCUUGGUGUGGGGAACUACGCCAAAGAACGAGCAAAGGCUGCUUUACGGAAGGCAGGCUUGGAAACUGUCCAAGUUAGUGUAUUGAUGCACCCCAGCCCGGUCAACCCAGCGGCAAAUAAAGGUUGGAGAGAAAUUGCCAUAAAGCAGUUGACAGAAAAUAAUAUUAUACAAUACUUUAAGCCAUAAGUUUAAGGUUGCUCAUGGGAAAGACUCA